Molecule: messenger RNA, 2194 nt
Organism: Camellia sinensis
Lineage: Eukaryota; Viridiplantae; Streptophyta; Magnoliopsida; Ericales; Theaceae
Source: RefSeq, a predicted model, not a curated record
CACCACCACCGCCGCCGCCGCCACACUCUCUGCUAGGAAGCUCGGUGCCAAUCUCUGGGAAGUUCUGCCCCAAUUGAAGGCUGUCAAGAUGAGCAAAGGAGGUGCUAAACUCCCCAAUCGCCGCCACAACAAUCACAAGGACAGGGGUUUUGAACUUCCUACCCAAAUUGAUGAUCCUCCUGAUAGCCCCCUUGAGGAGCCAGCCAGUGGUAGUAAUUUGAGAAGAAAUAUUGCGGCGUCACUGAUUCAACACCAUCGAUCAGUUGAAAGAAAUGGUCAUGCCCUGCAGCCUGUUUCUCCUGCAAGUUAUGGUAGCUCGAUGGAGGUAGCACCUUAUAAUCCUGCAGCCACCCCAACUAGUUCUCUGGAUUUCAAGGGUCGGAACGGAGAGUCAAGCUUCAACCUUAAAACAUCAACAGAGCUACUCAAAGUACUCAAUCGAAUCUGGAGUCUCGAAGAACAGCACUCAUCCAAUAUGUCAUUAGUGAAUGCAUUGAAAAGGGAUUUGGAUCAUUGUCAAGCACGAAUCAAAGAGUUACUACGAGAGAAGCAAAUGAAUUGUCAAGAAAUGGAUGACUUGAUGAAGCAAGUUGCUGCGGACAAAAUUGCAAGGAAGAACAAAGAGCAAGAUCGAAUAAAAGCUGCAGUUCAGUCGGUGAGAGAGGAGCUAGAAGAUGAGAGGAAAUUAAGGAAGCACUCGGAGAGCCUUCACAGGAAGCUAGCUCGAGAACUUUCUGAUGUGAAAACUUCGUUCUCCAAUGCUUUAAAAGAACUUGAAAGUGUGAAAAAAGCGCGAAUUUUGCUUGAAGAUUUGUGUGAUGAGUUUGCUAAGGGGAUAAGAGAUUAUGAACAAGAGGUGUGGGCCCUAAAACACAAGCCUGAUAAGGAUCGUAUUCAUAGGGAAAGCCCCGAUCGGUUGAUUCUCCAUCUUUCCGAAGCGUGGCUUGAUGAGCGGAUGCAGAUGAAGCUCGUUCAACCUCAGUAUGAUCUUGGAGAAAAGAACACAAUCGUGGACAAGUUAAGCCUCGAAAUAGAAACCUUUCUACGAGCCAGACAUUCUGUCAGUUCUAUUAAUAGGAACAUGUCCUCUAAAAAGCCAAAGGAAAGCGGCUUACGUAGGCAUUCAUUGGAGUCCUUUCACUUGAAUGAGGCUGUGAGUGCUCCUCAUGAUGUCGGUGAUGAGGAGGAUUCUCAUUCUACUAGUAGCGAAUCGAAUUGCUUCGAAUUAAACAGGAAUUCGAGUGGAAAGCAAAACAACAACGGUAGCUCUAAACAACACGGGGAUGAUCAUCUUAAAGAAAAACCCAAAUCAAUUCCAACAAAGAAAAAGGUCCGGUCACGAGUCAGGGCUCAACCUGGCUUGCAAAUGCAGUUUGAACAACAUAUGGCCGGGGCUGGGUCGUGUAAUGGAAACAGGACAAAGGUUGUGGCAAAGGACGUGGGGGAAGAUAUUGAAGCAGAGGACCCAGUUGAAAUAAUUGAGACUGCAAAAGAAGGUUUGCGCGAAAAAAAGAAUAAACGUGUCGGGAACCCAAAUCAUAUGCUCAAUAACUUGAUUAGAAACCAUUCCUUGUCAUUGGAAGGAGGGAAAAUUCACUUGGAUAAUAAUUCCAUGGAAGAUUCUCGCGGUCAGUUAGCACUUCCAGGUCAUGCUAGUCCGGUACAACCAUGGAUCUCCAGAUUCACAGCCCCAGAUAUUGAAGCAUCUGAAACUUCUUCUAGAUGGUCUCAUCAGUUGAAAGAGAACACAUUGAAGGCAAAGCUACUCGAAGCAAGGUUAGAGGGCCAGCGUUUGCACUCAAAAGUGUCCAAGGGCUCUUCGUAGGCCAAUUGAACUGUUAUCUGGCUGCAGUAACAAGAUUUCUGACAAGGAAUCGCGGAUUUUGUGGGUAUUGGGCCUUUGGCCGGUAUCCUUCUGCCUCAAUUGGAUGUUGUAGUCUAGUAAUUUCAAAAUAGGUGCCAAUUUUUUUUUUUGUUGGUUUAGCGGGAGCCUCAUGUACGGUUUUUUUUUUUGUUGUUGGUAAUUUUCGAAUUGCAUCUGUAAAUGAGAAUGUAUUGUUAGCCACACAGUUACUGAGAUCAACUAGAAUUCAAGCACCUUCACUAGUUUGGUACCCUUGAUUAUCAGAGCUCUAUUGUGCAUUUUCAAAGUUCAGUGUCUAUGGAAUUUUCCAACACUAUUACCUUACUAUCA